UCCGCGCGCGCAAUCACGCGGCAGCAGCGACGACGAUUUACGCACAUCGAAAUGCAGCGGAAUAAACGCGGACUGAUCGACAUCGGCGAUUUUCACGCAAAAUGUCGCGUCGUCGUGUCUGACCGCGUCGGGCUUUAAUUUGACGGCGGGAAUAUGAAAACGAUUGAUGCACCAACGAUCGCGAAGCGUAUAUGGUAUUAUACGCAAAAUAUUACAUCUAACCACGCUCCGACUUUUUCCCGCAGGUUAAACGCAAGAUGAUGCCAGUACCACCCGACUCGCACAAGAUAUCGCUGAAGAUCAUAGAAGCGAUCAAACAACAUCCAGUAUUGUACAGCACAGAGGUGCGAGGUCCGUCGAUCAAGUUACAAGACUUCAGACAAAAAGUCUGGAAACGCAUCUCCGAUGAGCUCGGACUCGAUCCAACUUGGGUAAGAUUAAAAUGGAAGAACCUUAGGGAUACCUAUUGCCGUAUCUUAAAGUAUAAAGUCAAAACAGAAGAGGGUGUGAGAAGAAAAAAAUGGAUCUUUGAAGAUCAUUUGAGUUUCUUAAAAUUCCCGCAUGAGUCCGAUUAUCAACCACAAUGCGUAGAACUGACUGAGGAGUAUAUACAAGACAUAAACGCAGGUGGAAUAAGCUCAGAAGGUUUACUGGAACAAUUGGAGGAUCGAAACGAUGAAGAUUACAGUGAGUACUUGGAGGUUCUCGAGGAAACAACAGCGGAUCCAAUAUUAGAGUCUGAAAUGGUAGAAACGUACAAGAGCAACGGCCGGCAACAACUAGCUACACAGAAAACAGCAAUCAACUCGCAGGAAUCCACGCAACGGAACAUCGACAGUUACGCCCAGGAAAUACAGUCAAAGUAUCGAAAAAUACGUCCAAAACGAACGAAGUCUCUUGCGUCCACCUCUAGUGUUCCAAAUUCUUAUAGUAUACUGAAGCCUAACAGCGCAAACACGCUUCUUGAUGCUAAUACAAUAACGAAUCCUAUUCUCGUGACGAGCUCCGUUUUAACGCCAGUCACGACUGGACCUACAGCUGUAGAGGAAUCGGGCAACGCGAAAGAAGAUAUUAAUCAAACAUAUCUAUCCGAAAAUAAAAGCAGCAUAGAGUUGUUUUUCGCCAGCAUGGCGCAAACUGUGAAAAAGUUCCCGGCUAAGAUGCAAGCGGACAUCAAGAUGAACAUCUGCAAAAUAGUCACGGAAGCGGAAAUGCGAUAUUCUGCACAAAUUACGACGCAAACUACGCAACAAUUUAUUACGCCACCUGGCAUGAUACCGAAGCUAGUAUUGAUACCUUGCAACAAGUUAGAUAAUCAAGGUAUUAAAGACUGCUGUCCAAAAAAGAGCGAAUACUUAUUGGAAUACAAAAAAGUACGGCAUAACCGUUUUCCGAAAGUGGUUAAGUGGUUGCACAUUCUCCAACAAGUAACAAAAGUUUCAAAAUUGACAAAAAUGUUGCGACAUUUGACAUGUGGGAAAGGACAUGUAAGCUUUUUGAAACACUGCUCAGCAAUUCAAUUAGUAAUAAAUCCGUCCAGAAAGCAGUGUUCAGAAGCCAAGGACAAAGAUGAAGAUAUAAAUAAAUAUAGAAACUUUAAUGACACUACUAUUGCAAGUAAAAAAAUGUUGAAAAGUUUAAAACAAGAUUGGUCAUCAUUGAAGAAAUUGAAGAAAAUAUUUUCAAAUGACACACUAUUAUCAGACUUGGAAAUUAAAUGGAGAAAAGCCGAUUAUAUUCCAUACCAGUGUGAUGUACUUAUUAUUGGCGGUGGUGCAAUAGGUAGUUCAAUAGCAUAUUGGUUAAAGAAGAUGAUACACAGAGAUGAAUUUAAUGUUGGCGUAAUUGAGAAGGAUCCUACAUAUGCAAAGGCUUCUACAACUCUCUCUGUAGGCGGCCUACGCCAACAAUUCUCUCUUGAAGAAAAUAUUGAGAUGUCAUUAUAUGGGGCAGAAUUUCUGCGUAAUAUCAAUGAAUAUCUGAGUAUACCUUAUGAAAAUCCCAUCGAUAUAAACUUUCAUCCUUAUGGCUACUUAAUAUUGGCAAGUGAAAAAGGUGCUGAGACACUGGUAAACAAUUCCAAGCUACAGAAUUCUUUAGGAGCCAAAAAUGUGGUUCUCACUCAGGAAAAAUUGAAGCGCAUGUUUCCUUGGUUGAAUACUGAUGGGAUCGCGGCGGGUUGUCUCGGUCUUGAAAAGGAAGGAUGGUUUGAUCCAUGGUCUUUGUUGUGCGCCUUGAAAAAUAAAGCUAAUUACUUAGGUGCUCACUACAUUAACGGAGAAGUUAAAGCUUUCCAGUAUAGGAUAAUUCCGGGUGCUUACGACAAUGAUAUGGAACCUGUAAAAAAAUUAGAUGAAGUAGUUAUAGAAACAAGUAAUGGUGAGAUUAAGAAGAUACAGUUUUGUAUGUGUGUUAUCGCUGCGGGCGCGUUUAGUGGCGAUGUAGCAGAAUUGGCAGAUAUUGGAACCGGUGAAGGAAUAUUGUCUGUACCUCUACCAGUGGUACCAAGGAAAAGAUAUGUGUAUUGUUUUCAUAGUCCCAACGGACCUGGUUUAAAUACACCUUUAACGAUUGAUACCAAUGGUACAUAUUUCAGACGAGACGGUCUAGCGGGUAAUUUCAUUGGCGGAAAAUCACCAGAAUUACAUGAAGAACCGUCGGUGAAUAAUUUAGAUGUUGACCAUGAAUAUUUCGACAAUAAAGUGUGGCCAGCGCUCGCCCACAGAGUACCGGCAUUCGAAAACUUAAAGGUAAAGUCGUCGUGGGCUGGGUAUUACGAGUAUAAUACUUUCGACGGAAACGGUAUCAUCGGCCAGCACCCUUAUCACAAGAAUUUAUUCAUGGCGACUGGUUUCAGUGGACACGGUAUUCAGAAGGCACCAGCGGUAGGCCGCGCAAUAGCAGAGUUGAUACUUUAUAAUCGUUAUGUUAGUAUAGAUUUGUCCAAACUAAGUUUUCAGAGAUUCCUAGAUUCAGAACCUAUGAAAGAAGCUAACAUGUUUUAAGCGCUAGGAAAAAAGUGAUAAAGUAUCGUUUUCGUAUUUGGUUGUAUCAUCAAUCAUUGUACAUUUGUAAAUAUAUAUAAUUUACAUACAAAAAUUAAUAAUUAUAUAGAUAUAUAAUUUAUUUAAAUAAAAGAGAACUAAUGAAAAUAA
This is a messenger RNA of Odontomachus brunneus, 3155 nucleotides long. Its product is annotated as FAD-dependent oxidoreductase domain-containing protein 1-like. The transcript is spliced from 10 exons. Bases 258 to 3005 code for a protein of 915 amino acids. Gene Ontology annotation, cellular component: cytoplasm. Gene Ontology annotation, molecular function: DNA binding; oxidoreductase activity. Lineage: Eukaryota; Metazoa; Arthropoda; Insecta; Hymenoptera; Formicidae. The record is from RefSeq and is a predicted model, not a curated record.